This is a messenger RNA of Letharia columbiana, 1749 nucleotides long. RefSeq lists its product as uncharacterized. The record is from RefSeq and is a predicted model, not a curated record. The transcript is spliced from 3 exons. Gene Ontology annotation, cellular component: membrane. Gene Ontology annotation, biological process: transmembrane transport. Gene Ontology annotation, molecular function: transmembrane transporter activity. Bases 1 to 1749 code for a protein of 582 amino acids. Lineage: Eukaryota; Fungi; Ascomycota; Lecanoromycetes; Lecanorales; Parmeliaceae.
AUGUCUAGAUUCGAGCAGGGAGGUGGUGGGCCAAUGACAGAUGCAGAUCAAAUACACAACAAUUCGGGUAUCGAGCAGGAGAAAAUUAUCAAUGAGCCUACCUUGAGAACAAGCGCGGAUCAGCCUUCAGAGGAUAUCAAUGAAGGGAAAAAGAUCAAGCGUGAAGGACCAUACAUACAGCCUGCAGAGCCUACGCGAGGCCUGUCACAAAGCCAGAGUGCAGAGAUCGCAAUACCAGGAGAUGAAGAAGCCCUGGAUUCAGAUCGAGCACCCAUUGAGCGUCUGGGGAGGGAACGACCUGCUAAAUUCAAGUCUUCUGGAGCUGAGCUUGCCUUCUGCUACUCUGUUAUAGCCUCGCAGUUCAUGUCGGAAUACUUCGUCUCUGGUUUCAACGUAAUCCUACCAACCUUGAUCAAGGACCUCUCCAUACCGCAAGCUUCUGCCGUCUGGCCUGCGAGUGCCUUUGCCCUGGUCUCUGCCGCCUUCUUCCUCCCCUUCGGCCGUCUGGCAGACAUGUAUGGUGGAUACCCGGUCUAUCUCUUUGGCUUGGUCUGGUUUACAAUCUGGACUAUCAUAGCGGGUUUCGCUCAAACCGAUUUGAUGCUGGAUUUUUGUCGAGCGCUUCAAGGAUUAGGCCCUGCUGCUUUUCUUCCGUCGGGUGUGAUGUUGAUCGGAAGCACGUACAGACCUGGACCCCGAAAGAAUCUGGUCUUCAGCAUUUACGGCGGCGCGGCGCCACUGGGAUUCUUUGCCGGUGUUUUUAUCGCUGGCGUGACUGGCAGUUUUCUUCAAUUUGGAUGGUACUUCUGGAUAGGAGCCAUGUUAGUCUCCACUACGAUUGUGGCAGCGAUAUUUGCGAUACCAAACGACAUUGAAGAGCGGAAGGCUAUGGGCGUUCAAAUGGACUGGCUUGGCUCCAUCUUCAUUGUGUCAGGCCUGAUCCUGGUAAUCUUUGCCAUCACUGACGCUUCCCAUGCGCCAGAUGGGUGGAGGACGCAAUACAUCUAUGUCACCCUUACUGUGGGUGCCUUGCUCAUUGGCAUCUCCUUCUACAUUGAAGGAUGGGUGGCCGCAAAUCCGCUGCUACCUUUCGAUCUUUUUCAAGUACCAUAUCUCUCAGCCUUAUUCGUGGCUUUGUUCUUUUCGGACGGUGUGCUGGGGAUCUUCCUUCUUUAUGCUACGCUCUAUAUGCAAGACAUCAUGGGAGCUUCUCCCUUACAGGUGGCAGCAUGGUAUGUUCCGAUGUGUGCUGGAGGUUGUAUGAUCUCCAUUGUUGGAGGUUAUAUCUUGCAUCUACUCCCUGGCACCGUGCUGAUGCUGAUUGGUGGAGGGGCAUGGGUUGGAAACUCUCUCCUUUUCGCCCUGGCACCGGAAGGCGCCAAUUACUGGGCGUUCAUUUUUCCUGCUAUGAUCUGUGCUACUAUGGGAAUCGACAUCAUCUACAACGUCGCUAACAUAUUCAUCACGACCAGUCUUUCACAGAGCCGUCAAGGGCUUGCAGGAGCACUGAUCAAUAGCCUUCUGUACCUGGGCAUUGCGUUUCUCCUCGCUUUUGCGGAUGUGAUUCAGACUGGGACAAGGGAUGUGGGACUGAAGCGGAGCUACCAAUCGGUCUUCUGGUACCAGUUUGCCUGCUCAGUUCUGGCUCUGGUCAUCAUGAUCGGAUUCGUUCGAAUUAGAAAGGCGGAGAGCGAGAUGACUACAGAUGAGAGGGCUGCCCUCGAGGUCCACAGAUCUAGGUCUAGAUAG